GCUGGCACACGGCCCUGGAGUGCCUUCCGCUGGUAGCUAGGGGACUAGAACUGUGAUUGUUUUCUAUUUCUUUUCCUAUUCAAUUUGAUUUUUUAUGUGUGCAGUUCUAAAGAAAGAAAACGAAAUUCUUCUCGACCAGUCUCAUGUGAAACCAGCCACAUGAUCAAAACGAUGACUGGGCCACUGAGAUACCAGUUUGCAAUCAUAACCGCAUAUCAUCUGGCCUGCGUCUUGGUACUAGCUUCCGAGGUUCCACACGACCUUGUAAGGCGCCAGGCCGAUGAAGAUGCGUCUCAGAUCGUCUUUUCUAACAGCAAUCCAUCCCAGAAUUCUCUGAACGGCGACCCCUCGAGUGAUCCACAGAAAGUCGAGAUAAGGCCCUCAGACUGGAGGUUCCUGGAGCUGCUGCAGGUCAACAGCUCCGCGCCUCAGAAUAUCAUAGAAGCAGAAAAUAACCCCGACGAAUGGCAUGCCUUGGCCUCCACGCUCCUUCACCAUUCCUUCGUCGCUGAUCAGAUUAUGCAGUAUCAACUUUCGCGCUUGCUUGGAGAUGGAGAGGCAGAGACUAACUCCUCGUACGUGCCUUAUUACCUCGACCAGUCGGCAAGGCUAGUGGCCGGUCUCAACGAUUCGGCGCCUGACGAUUUGUUCCAGAGCAUGGGUAUGAUGGUAGUGGGACAACCUUGCUUGACCUCCAGCAACAAAGGUCACGUCUCUGCCCUGCUGGUGGCUCUAUCCGAUGUCCCCUCACCCAUUGUUCAGAUAGACCAAAAGGUCACAGACAAAUGCGACACAUCCUGCGAGAGUGAGGAUCCCCCCAAUAGUCAGAAAGUGGAAGUUGAAUACCUAGGCGGAGUCUACGAUAAUACAGACGAACUGUCCAGCUUGAAUAGUUCUUCGAUGUCGUACGUUAUGUUCCUCCUCACAGGCAGGAUCGACAAGAGGUCCGUGGCUGUCAGAGUUGAUCAGAACAUGACGGUGGUGAGGGAAAGCUCCGACGACUGCAAUGAAACAACGACCGAGAUGCCUACAACGACACCAACUGAGACUCCAACAACAACCGUUAUAACGGAGACAAGUACGACAGUCCCAACAACAGUGACAACUGAGACACCUCCAGUUUCUAGUACGACCGAGACAUCGGCAACUACAACUACUCGACCAACAGCAAUGGAAACGACAACAAUCACUCCAUUCAUUUCUGAGACUCCCACGACGACCGUUAUAACUGAGACAAGUACGACAGUCCCAACAACAGAGACAACUGAAACGACUAUACCCGCAAGUACACCGGAAACUACUCUUUUCACUUUGCCGAACACAACAACAGCUGGUCCAAUUAUUGUUGAGCCCAUAGAUCCGAUUCCCGAGGAGGAAGUCGAUACCAUCGUGCAAGGGAUCGAGGACGUUGAUUGCCUUGACUGCAAUGAAACUGCGUCAGAGUAUUCCCAGAGUGUUAUCAUCGAAAAUACAUAUGAAAUGGAUGAUUUCGAAAAAGCUCUGAGCAGGCUGCAGGAGAGCGAGAAUGGCCAUUGUGUGAUAGAAGCUGUAUAUUCACAAGGCGUCAAUAGCACAGCGAACGAAACUUGGUACUACAUGGAUCAGCAUGAACUAGUCUGGACGGAAGUAGAGGAAGAUUACGAGAGGGAUAUCCACAUUGGCCACGGUCUGGUGGUGAUUCUGCCUCUGAUUUCGAAUAAUGGGUCUGUGAGUUACGUCAUCCUUGCGAGGACUUACGUCGAUGAGCCCGCGAGCCCCAUUGUGCAGAUCCAGCAGGCGUUCAUAGACCACAGCGGAUGUGGCUGCGUGGAUGAGAAUGCCAAUGGAGACGGAACUAAUGUAACACAUUAUGUUUCACAGCACUUCGAGCACAGAUAUAACUAUAGCGACCUCGCACUAGACCUGGAUUCCAUGACCGACUACAUCAAGAUGCUCGAGGCUGUCCCGCCCUUCGAGCGCCAGUACAUAAAUAUCAUUGCCUUCAAUGAAAUCGAGGGGCCCGAUUGUAAUGAGACGACAACCACAAUGGAAACUACUACCACGGUGGAAACAACCACGCCAGUGGAAACUACCACGGUGGAAACAACCACGCCAGAGGAAACUACUACUACGGUGGAAACAACCACGCCAGUGGAAACUACCACGGUGGAAACAACCACACCAGAGGAAACUACCACGGUGGGAACAACUACCACGGUGGGAACAACUACCACAGGGGAAACAACCACCACGGUGGAAACAACCACACCGACAACACCGACUGAGACGACCUUCGAGAUAAAACCCACCACAAAGCCCAAAGAAGACACGAUAAUACAGGUGGACGAGCAAUUUGAAGCUAAUGCCGACUGUAACGAUACCGAGAGCAAUUUCCUCCAAGAAGUCGUCAUUGACAACGAUUUUGGAAAGGAUGAUUUUGUUUACGCUCUUCAUAGACUGAAAGCGAGUGAGGAAAGCUUCUGUGUGAUCGAAACGGUUUUCUCGCAAGACUCUAACAUCUCUGCCAAUUCAUCUUGGUAUUACAUGGAUGAGAACGACCUGAUUUACUUGGAGGAGAAGGAGUACCAGAGAGAUGUGCAUAUUGGCUAUGGUAUAUUGGUCAUCUUGCCAUUGAUAAGCGUCGACGGCACUGUCAUGUUCGUCAUCCUACUAUGGACUUUUACGGCCGAACCCGCUAAUCCUAUCAUUCAAAUCGCACAAAGCUUCCAGUCGCACAGAGACUGCGGUUGUAUAGGCGACAACGGGGUCGAAGAUUUGGGCAACAGAACGGAUGAUGUGAUGCAUUAUGUGAUACAACACUUCACUGAAAUAUCGUCUAAUAACGCUAGCACCAUGGAUUUGGACUCCCUAACAGACUACAUGCAGAUGUUGGCUGCGGUCCCCGCCUUCGAACGCCAUUUGUCAGAUAUUAUUGUCCGCAAUGUUUUUGAGGAAGAGUGUCUGGAAAAUGAGACAACCACCAUUUCAAGUACAACAGAAUCCACAGUUUUGACGGAAACAACCUUUACAACUCUGGAUUCCACAAUACUAAUAGAAACAACUUUUACAACUCCGGAAUCCACAAUUUUACCUGAAACAACUUUUACACCACCGGCAUCCACAACUUUACCAGAGACAACCGUGACAACUCUAGAACCAACAACCUUACCAGAAACAUCGCCUACAACUCUGGAAUCUACAAACAUACCAGACACAACGUCUAUAACACCGGAGACCGUGACCUUCCCAGAAACAACAUUUACAAGACCGGAAUCCACCGGAGUUUCAGCUGAAUCAACCUUCACAAAACCAGUUUCUACAACUUUAAUGGCAACUAAUUUGACAACCCCAGAAUCUACCACAACCACCUUCACAACAUCGGAAUCUACAACAGUUUCAAAGGAAUCCACAACGUCAAGGGAAACAACCACUACAGAACUAGAAUUCUCAACGGAGGUAACAACCAUUACCACAACGGAGCCACUAACAGACAUAGUUACUAAAACUACAGGAACAACUGUACCACUGGUUACAACUACAAUGGCAACUACUACGGAAACCACAAAGAAACCGACGUUCGGGAUAAAGCCAAUCACGAAACCUAAAGAAGAUACGAUAGUACAGGUGGCCGAACAUGCAGAUACCUAUGCUGACUGCAAUGAUACUGAGAGCAGCUUCCUGCAGGAAGUUAUCAUCGAUAACGAGUUCGACAAGGAUGAAUUUGUGCACGCAGUACACAGACUGAAAGCGAGCGACGAAAGCUACUGUGUGAUCGAAACGGUUUUCUCACAAGACUCUAACAUCUCUGCCAAUUCGUCCUGGUAUUACAUGGAUGAGAACGACCUGAUUUACUUGGAGAAGGAGAAGGAGUACCAGAGAGAUGUGCAUAUUGGCUAUGGCGUAUUGGUGGUCUUACCUUUGAUAAACGUCGAUGGCUCUCUCCUGUUCGUCAUACUAUUCAGGACUUUCACGGCCGAACCCGCCAGUCCUAUCGUUCAAAUUGCACAGAGCUUCCGAUCGCAUAGAGAUUGCGGGUGCAUUGGCGAGGACGAGGUCGAAGGUCUGGGCAAUGGAACGUAUGAUGUGACGAGUUCAGUGAUACAACAUUUCACCGAAACAUCAAGCUAUAAUACCAGCGGAUUGGAUAUAGAGUCUCUCACAGACUACAUCCAGAUGCUGAUCGCGGUCCCUCCCUUUGAGCGUCAUUUGUCAGAAAUUAUUAUCCAUAGAACUCUUGAGGAAGAAUGUGAAGAUAAUGAAACGACCACUAUUUCACCUACAACAGAAACAACGACAGUAACAAUUACAUCCCCGAAAACUGCAGAGGAAACUUCCACAAUAUCGGAAACAACCACACCAAUGACAACUAUAACAGAAUCAUCUAAAUUAUCAUCAGUAACGUUUACCAUAGUAGAAACAUCUACUGUUCCAUCUGUAACAUCCACGUCAUUAGCAGAAAUAACAUCAGAAACUUCUACAAUACAAACUACAGCGGCGGUAACUACAACGCCGGGAAUUACUACAACACUAAGACCUACAACAAUGAUAUUUACACCAAAAGAAAUAUUUACAACUGCGACACCAGAACCUACAGUCACUGAAGUUACUACAACACCUGAACCUACAGUCACUGAAGUUACUACAACACCGGAACCUACGGUCACUGAAGUUACUACAACACCUGAACCCACAGUCACUGAAGUUACUACAACACCUGAACCUACAGUCACUGAAGUUACUACAACACCGGAACCUACAGUCACUGAAGUUACUACAACACCUGAACCUACAGUCACUAAAGUUACUACAACACCGGAACCUACAGUCACUGAAGUUACUACAACACCGGAACCUACAGUCACUGAAGUUACUACAACACCUGAACCUACAGUCACUAAAGUUACUACAACACCGGAACCUACAGUCACUGAAGUUACUACAACACCGGAACCUACAGUCACUGAAGUUACUACAACACCGGAACCUACAGUCACUGAAGUUACUACAACACCGGAACCUACAGUCACUGAAGUUACUACAACACCGGAACCUACAGUCACUGAAGUUACUACAACACCGGAACCUACAGUCACUGAAGUUACUACAACAUCGGAACCUACAGUUACUGAAGUUACUACAACACCGGAACCUACAGUCACUGUAGUUACUACAACACCGGAACCUACAGUUACUGAAGUUACUACAACACCGGAACCUACAGUCACUGUAGUUACUACAACACCGGAACCUACAGUUACUGAAGUUACUACAACACCGGAAUUUACAGUCACUGAAGUUACUACAACACCGGAACCUACAGUUACUGAAGUUACUACAACACCGGAAUCUACAGUCACUGAAGUUACUACAACACCGGAACCUACAGUCACUGAAGUUACUACAACAUCGGAAAUCACAACUGCUACUGCACCGCCCGACGUUAUCGCCCCUAUUGAAGAGGGAAAGGGCGAUGGGAUAAUUCAGAUUUCAUCGAAUGUAAACAUGACCUGUGACGACGCUGAGCCAGAGGACUUCGUACAGGAUGUUGCCAUUGAAAACAAAUACGAGAUGGAUGACUUUGAAAUGGCCCUACACAGACUGAAGAAUAGCGAAGACAGUUAUUGCGCAGUGCAAACUGUACUUUCCCAAGAUCCUAACAACACCAUGAAUUCUUCUUGGUACUACAUGGACUACGAAGGUCUAAUCCGAAUGGAAACUGGGGAGGAGUACAGGGCAGAGGUUCAUAUCAGCCAAGGACUUUUGAUGAUUCUGCCUUUAAUCGACGGCGAUGGUAACCUCAAUAUCGUCAUACUAAUCAGAACCUUUAAUGAUGAGCCUGCGAGUCCAAUCGUCCAGAUCAGUCAGACAUUUGCGGAUCACAAUGAGUGCCAUUGCAAAAAGAGAGAGACUUUUCAGUCUUCUAGCCAUAUAGCAGAUGACGUCUCGUUCCACGUGGCACAACAUUUUCAGGAAAAUGCUACAAGCUUAUUAAAACCAAGACGAUCCCCUAGAAAUGCAGUCAUUGACCCCCUGACGGACUACAUCAACAUGCUCGAUGCUGUGCCGCCAUUCCAACGUACAGUAAAAGACCUCAUAAUCAUAAGCGAACUUGAAGAAGAGUGCCAGAACGAAACGACAACAGAGCCUCCAACAAAAUCACCAACAUCAACGGAACUGAUAACCCCAGCGAGCGUCUCUUUACCGCUGGAAACAUCAACGCCCGCAGAAAUAACACCAACGGUACUGCCUCUUUCCUCAACUGUUGCAUCCGCGGAGACCACAAUGGAAACCACUACCACACCAGGUAAUUUUAUUUAUAGUUGUGAAGUAGCAUGGCAAUUUUAAAACUGGAUUAUUAACAACUAAGGAAUUACAGUAGAUCCAACUGAAAUAAGAUCAACUGAAGAAAUGAAAGAAAAUAAGAAUUAACAUUAAAUUAUCCCUUACAUUUCAGAUUUUUCGUGUAUUUUUGUUUACAU
Penaeus chinensis is the source of this 6458-nucleotide messenger RNA. Its product is annotated as mucin-17-like. Lineage: Eukaryota; Metazoa; Arthropoda; Malacostraca; Decapoda; Penaeidae. The record is from RefSeq and is a predicted model, not a curated record. The transcript is spliced from 41 exons. The coding region runs from base 160 to 6324 and encodes 2054 amino acids.